UCGACCCUCCCAUCAAAGCAAACGCAUCCUGACCGUACACCCAGUGGGUUCGUCCUAUAACACGCAACGACAGAGAAUCAUUUCUCUCUCUCUGCGCCAGCCCGGAUGAGUUGUUAGGGCGAAAGCGAAAAAUUGGGGAUUUUUCGUACCAGUCAAGCUUGUAAUGCCUAAUUGUGAUGAUCGAUGUGGCAAUACACGUAUAGUUAUAUGGUCAAAUUUUAGCAGUAGUCAUUUUUGAUCAAAUUUGGGUUUUAAUCUGAAUAUGGAUUAUCACGUUUCGCCUAAAGAUAAGGGAAAUGAUCACUGGGCUUCUGCCAGAGCUCAGGUUGAGAAUUUGGCAUCAUUUGACGAUGGAACAGGGAACCCGAUCUCAGAGGAUAUGUUUAAUAACAUUUCUGAGCUCAUGAACUUUGACACUUAUGCUGGAUGGUGCAGCCCAGCAGCAACGGACCAGAUUGCAGCCUCUUUGGGGAUGCCAUCAUGUCCAUCAGUGACCUAUACACCCUUGGAUGCCUUGAAUUUCGUAGGACAUAAUGGUGAGCAAUUGCCAGGUACGAGUGGUGCGGGAACUUUCAAUGUUGGGGGAAGUUUCAAUUGUGGAGACAAAAUUGUGUUUGAGCACGUGGGAACCCCCCAAUAUGGUGUUUCAACAGAUUCCAAUGAUGCGAAUGACUCAAUUGUUAAGCUAAAUAAUGGGUCUUUUCAACAGAAUAAUGUCAUGGGCAUGGAAGACUAUAUGAUCUAUAGGCCACCUGGAUUGUCACUCAAUGAGAAGAUGCUUAAGGCAUUGUCGAUGUUUAAAGAGACUUCUGGUGGGGGUAUUUUAGCGCAAUUAUGGGUUCCCAUGAAGCAUGGUGAUCAAUACUUAUUAAGCACUUGUGAGCAACCCUACUUGCUUGACCAUAUUCUUACAGGGUAUCGUGAAGUCUCAAGGAUGUUUACGUUCUCUGCAGAAGAAAAACAGGGUUCUAUCUUGGGUCUUCCUGGCCGUGUAUUUGUCUCCAAAACUCCAGAGUGGACUUCAAAUGUUAAUUUUUACAAUAAGACUGAGUACCUGCGGGUGGAUUAUGCUGCUAAUCAUCAGGUUCGUGGAUCAAUUGCCUUACCGAUUUUUGAUUUUGACGUGGAAAGUUCAUGUUGCGCUGUAUUGGAACUUGUCAGUACAAAAGAGAAAUCCAAUUUCGAUACAGAGAUGGAAAUAGUUUGCAGUGCACUUCGGGCCGUUAAUUUGAAGACCAAUGCGCCUCUCCGACUUCUUCCCCAGUGCCUCUCAAAGAACCAAAGAGCUGCUUUAACUGAAAUAAAUGAUGUCUUGCGUGUUAUAUGCCAUGCACAUUUAUUGCCAUUGGCUAUGACCUGGAUUCCUUGUUGCUACUCUGAGGGAGAUGAUGAUGGAAUUAAAAGAGUACGUGUCAAAGGGGGUUUUGCGAAUUCAGAUGAGAAAUGUAUACUUUGCAUCGAGGAAACAGCUUGUUAUGUAAAUGAUAGAAGAAUGCAAGGCUUUGUGCAUGCAUGUGCAGAACAUCAUCUUGAGGAAGGGGAGGGAAUUGCUGGUAAAGCACUGCAAUCAAAUCAUCCAUUCUUCAUUAAUGAUGUUAAAGCGUAUAAUAUAUAUGAAUAUCCACUUGUUCAUCAUGCACGCAAGUAUGGUUUGAACGCUGCUGUUGCAAUUAGGCUAAGGAGCACCUACACCGGUGAUGAUGACUAUAUAUUGGAGUUUUUUCUCCCUGUCAAUGUGAAGGGGAGUACAGAACAACAACUUCUGUUAAACAACCUCUCAGGUACCAUGCAGAGAAUAUGCCAGAGUUUAAGGACAGUUUCAGAUGCAGAAUUAGUUGGGUUAGGAAGCGCCAACACUGGGUUUCAGAAGGAGACAAGCCCUAAUAUCCCACAAAGAAAUUUUCAGCCAACACUGUCAGAUAGUGAAAUGAAUUCAGCUGAAAAUGUGACCUUUAAUGUUUUUAAUCAAAGAAAUGGGGGAAUCGAAAGAGAUAAUCCUCCUAAACAGGCACCAAGUGGGUCAACAAGGCAGGCGGAGAAAAAGCGAAGUACAGCGGAGAAAAAUGUAAGCUUGAGUGUUUUACAGCAGUACUUCUCUGGGAGUCUCAAGGAUGCUGCAAAAAGUAUAGGAGUUUGUCCCACUACGCUAAAAAGGAUCUGCAGACAACAUGGGAUCUCAAGAUGGCCAUCUCGUAAAAUAAAUAAGGUGAACCGUUCAUUGCGGAAAAUACAGACGGUGCUUGAUUCUGUUCAGGGGGUGGAGGGAGGAUUGAAGUAUGACCCAACUACUGGGGGUUUUGUGACAACAGGAUCCAUCAUCCAAGAAGUUGAUGCACCAAAAAAUCUUUUAUUUCCUGAGAAGAACCUGCUUGUUGAGAACUCUGAGCCAGUUGCCCGACAUCCCAUUUCAAUGCCUUCCUACAAUACUGGUGAGAGUUUGACAGUUAAGUUGGAAGAGGAUGGGAGUUGUGUUCCAACUUCUCAUGAGAAAGAGGUAAAGACACAGAGCAUCCCUUUCAUGCCUCAAGGGGACUCUAAGCCUAUUGCAAUGGAUUUUGGAUCAUGCGAUCCUACUAACCAUGGGAUCACACCUGAUUCGAAGGGCUCUUAUCUUGCAAAAGAAGUUAAUAAAUGGGGUCACAUCCAAAACAGUCUAAGGUUAGACAAUUCUGACUGCCACUUUGUGUCUCAGAACUCAAGCUCCUUGGUUGCUGCUGAUGAGAUGGACAUGGGAGUACAUGGAGAUGAUGGGAUUGUUGAAUAUAACCAACAUAGUUCUUCGAGCUUGACAGAUUCAUCGAAUGACUUUGGUUCAACAAUGCAGGGAUACUCAUCAAGCACUCAGAGCUUUGAGGAGCAAAAGCACCCACAAGUCGAGACAAGCACUGGAGAGAAUGGGUCAAAAAUAAUCGUGAAAGCUACUUAUAAAGAGGAUACAAUCAGGUUCAAGUUUGAGCCUUCUCUUGGGUGCCUUCAACUGUAUGAAGAGGUUGCAAAGAGGUUGAAGUUGCAAAAUGGGACAUUCCAACUCAAGUAUUUGGAUGAUGAAGAGGAAUGGGUGAUGUUAGUCAGCGAUGCAGAUUUGCAGGAGUGUCUUGAGAUACUGGAUGACAUCGGAAAGCGUUGUGCUAAGUUCAUGGUCCGUGAUAUACCUUCCGGCGUGGGUAGUUCUGGAAGUAGCAACUUUCUGGGGUAAAUUUUGUGUUUGCUUUUAUAGUAUACUUGAUAGGAAUUUUCUACUAGCUUUAUAUUCUACUUCCUAUGGGGUUAAGUACUUCCAUGGUGGUGGGAGGGGACGUUGAUGAGAUGGUCACCAAUUCAGACGUCAUUGCUCCUUUCUAAUAUUAGCAGGUUGGGUAUUAAAAUAGUUCCGAAUUAAGCAAAGAGAAGAUAUGGCCUAUAUGAUCCAUGUUACAAUAAGCUCUGUAUAUGUUAGAAUGGAUGUAGUCAUAGAAAGGUUAGAGGGGUAUUAAUCUGCAAUGCUUAAUCCCAGUUUGUACAGAUCAUAUAUAAUAUAUAUAUGAACUUGAAGAGAUAAAAUUUCCAUGAAGUGAAACACUUUUAUCUUUCAAAUCAGUUUUGUUCUAAGGGAAAAGUAUUUUAGGCCACAAUGUGCUCGUCAAAUAUAGUUCACUUCUAUCACCGCCACCGAUGGAGUUCAUGCUUGCUGAUGUUGGGAUUGCAAUGGGGCAUUUCUCUGGAACUGAGGAUUGGGAUGUACGCUGGACUGGCAACUGUCGGCAUAUUCGUUAUUUGGCAUACACAUGGUUUUUCUCGAGUCUUAAUCUCAGUGGGGAUGGCUCCCCCCGUGUCACAUAAACCCAGCUCGCCAAUUGGGGAUAGUCUCAGAUUUUCUCCUUUGAUAAUAACCCCUGUGAUGAUUUCCAUGGUGUCCCUCUUCGUGUUGAUCCCCAUCAAAAUGUUCAACUCUCUCGGGGCCCUCUCGCUUUCUGAGGACAGAAGCCUUGUGCCAAUGCCCCAUGGAUAAACUCCUGGCUCCGCACGGUCGUGUCUGUUUCAUUUGGCCCGCACUUCUUUAUCCUCCAUGCGCCAUUCUUUGUUCAAGUAUCCCGUGUUGUGCCCCUGAGCUAGAACGAGCGGCGGCUUUGGCGGUUGCAUUUCCGGUAGUUCUCGUUAAUAUGAUCCUGAAGUUUGUGGAGAGAUGGACAAGCAGGUUUCAACUUUCGCAUAAGCAGAGCCCCUGAUCCAAAUAUCUUUGCUAGGUUUUAUAUAUUUUGUUUCUGUGUUCAUUAAACAUUUUGGUGGUUGUGAAAACUGGUUUAACUUUUCCCCCUUCAUAUCCGCAAAUUAUCCGAGUGAAAAUCUUUUGCCUACCAGGCUGAUCCGUGCAAAGUUCUGUAACGUGGUAGAUACAGUGGAAUUUACUUCCCAGGCUCAUAAGCACAUUGUGUAAGAAUCGUCGUUCACUAGAAACGCGUAGAAAGUUUAAUUAAAUAAAGGUGCCCUUUUGAA
This is a messenger RNA of Malus domestica (apple), 4473 nucleotides long. NCBI's taxonomy places the organism in Eukaryota, Viridiplantae, Streptophyta, Magnoliopsida, Rosales, Rosaceae. The record is from RefSeq and is a predicted model, not a curated record.